This is a messenger RNA of Parasteatoda tepidariorum (common house spider), 2264 nucleotides long. RefSeq lists its product as uncharacterized. Gene Ontology annotation, molecular function: protein binding. NCBI's taxonomy places the organism in Eukaryota, Metazoa, Arthropoda, Arachnida, Araneae, Theridiidae. The record is from RefSeq and is a predicted model, not a curated record.
ACAAUUCAAUGUGAUGUCCUUUUUUUUAUGAUGUCAUGUGUGUUUACACAGAAAAAAUAUACCUUAAAUAUUCAAUAAAUAAAUCUUUAAAAACAACAAAACAUGAAAAGGGGAUUUUUACGUACCAUUAUUUUUAUAUUGUGGAACAUUAGCAAUGUUUUCGGUUACCGAAUUUUUUAUAUGAAGGAAUCAGGAAGUUGCUCUGGUAAUUUAGUGGAAAUAAAUAUCGGAUCAUUCUCUCGAAAUUCAUCUGGGAUAUUAAUGAGUGGUAAAAGUAGCAUUUAUGAACCUGCUUUAAACUGUUCGAUUUAUUUAAGAGCACCACUUUCCUAUGGUGUUGUUAUAAGUAUUAGAAAUAUUGACUUACAACCUAUGACAGAUGAUUGUGAGAACUAUGUAGAGAUUUCUCCUGUUGAACAUCAUGGAUUGGUGAAACUUUGUGGCUACAGUCAUGAUCAAUUUGAAUUUCAAUCUUAUAUUAGUAGGAAAGAUACGCGAAUCUCAUUUCACACCUCUAAUUAUACCUCUCAGAAAAAAGCAUCCUUUCAAUUGACAUUUACAGCAGUAAGGAAUGGGUUCUGCUUUAAAGAUGAAAAACGCUGCCGUAAUCAUAACUGCAUUUGGAAAGGUCUAGCUUGUGAUGGACAUAAUAAUUGUGGAGAUUUAAGUGAUGAAUUUGAUAAGCAUAUUUCUCAAUGUUCUACUAUGUCACCUGGUGAAUCUUUGGCUGUCAUACUUGUUACCAUAAUAGGUUCCUUGAUUUUAUUGUUCAUCGCUGCCUAUUUAAGAGGUCCCAAAAUCACCCAACAGAUCGAGAGACUCUCACAAACUAAUCAAAACAACGAUAAUUUAGAUGUUCCUGUAGCACGAAGUUUGGGUUCAUCAAGAACUCCUGGUCCGUCUUUAAGAACUCCGAUUCCUGGUCCGCCUUUAAGAACUCCAAUUCCUGGUCCGUCAUGGAGAAUUUCAACUCCUGGUCCGUCAUCAAGAACUACAAUUCCGGCUUUAAACAGGAUCAGUACUAAUUAUGGAUCUAUAAGUCAAUUUUUUACUUCGUGUGAUUUUGAUGAUGUGAUAUACCCAGAUCCACCUCCUCGUUAUGAAGAAUCCGUUAGACCAAGUUCUUCGUCACAGUUUCCUGUAAUUUCAUCCCAAAUAUUUCCACAGGUUUCUGCUGAUUCUAGAAACGGAAAUCAUGUUGAACAGUCGUAAUUGACUUAACCUAUGCCAUUUAUUUUUUUUCUAAAAAGCGUAAUAUUAUUGCAAAUAUACAUAUUUUUCUCCAGCGUUACCAAGAAAGUUUCAUUGAUUUCAUUGUUCAUCGCUGCCUAUUUAAGAGGUCCCAAAAACAUCCACAAGAUUGAGAGACUCUCGCAAACCAAUCGAAUAAACGGUAAUUUAGAUGCUCCAGGCACAAAGUUAGGGUUCAUCAGGAACUCUAACUCCUGGUUCUUCUUUAAAAACUCCAAUUCCUGGUUCGUCAUCAAGAACUCCAAUUUCUGGUCCGUCCUCAAGAACUGCAAUUCCUACUUUACACAGAAUCAGUACUACUUAAGGAUCUAUAAGACAAUUUUUCACUUCUUGUGAUUUUAGCAAUGUGAUAUACCCAGAUCCACCUCCUGGUUAUGAAGAAUCAGCUAGAUCAAGUUCUUCAUCAAAAUUUUCUGGAAUUUCAGCUCAUAUAUUUCCACAUGUUUCUAUUGAUUCUAGUAACGGAAAUCAUGUUAAACGGCCGUAAUUGACUUAAAACUUAUGCUAUUUAAUUUUUAUGUUUUUUAAUCUGAUGCUCACUGGUGAAACUCAAAGAAAGUUUCGUGAAUUUAAUGAAUACUUAUAACUGAUUCAAUUGUAGAUAUCAUUUUUUUAGUCAUUUAUCUAUAGUAAGUUAUAACUCUUAUGUAAAACUUUCUAUAAAUACAAGAAAAAGGCUUAGGUUUUGCAUCAGAAAAAACUGAAUUUGCUGACCUAUAUAUAUUCCAAGAUAUACCAAAAUUAUGAUGUAUAUCAAGCUAUUGAGAAUUUUUAUAAAUGGUUUGAUGGUACUAACAGGUUUGUUCUGAUGUUCAAGUUUGCAAAAAAAUGUAUGUCUACGUGAAAAUUGUAACUAUAAUUGUUUGUAUUCUUCUAUUAUCAGAGAAAUUGUGAAUAUUUACUUAAUAUAACAUUAGUGGGGCUUGGAGUGCCUGAGUCUUUACACAGUAGUUGGAGCUGUUGUGGUGGGAGGUGAUGUUACUUGUGUUUGAGUGAUAAAUAUUUAUUAAUUA